AUGAAAACAGACUUGGACUCUGAAAAGGAGAAAUUGGAACAAGCUCAGAAUGACCUCAGUGCUUGGAAGUUUACACCCGACAGGUGAUGCUGCUGAUUUUUUAGUGCAACCUUGAAUGACUUACUGACAACAGCACUGACCUCUUACGUUCUGUUCACACGAGGUCUUUUCUGUGCCAAGUGGAUCAGAUAUGAUACCGAAAUGGACCGCUUCUGUUCACACGGGACCGGUCUUUUUAUGAGCAGUUUGUUUACACGGAACCUUUCUGCUGUUGUCCGCUUUUGGAGGCCCAGGUGGAAACAAGAACCGGUCCUCGACGACAUCGGAUUGUUUGCACGUACAAAAAGGCAGAGUACUUAAUAGGAGUCCUGCGUACUUGUACAAGACCGUUUACACGUUAUUGUUGUUGUUGUUUUUCUCCUUUUGAGAUCAGCACCCCAAAAAUGUUGUAGACCUGUACCGAAGAGUGGACAAGCGUUUACACAUUAAUUAAAAAAAGGAAACAAAAAUGCGGUACGGAACCGAUUGUAUUCGGAUGAAAAGUCCCGUUUACGCGAGCGAAACGGAACGUUACGGCUCGAACAAAAACGAUACGUUUGAAUCUACAUUGUAGCCGUUUUUGUCUCGUCGCGCAACGCUCCUCCUCAAUAAAUGGCUGCUUACUUUCGAACUGUUGGGGAGGAGCGUUGAAGGCAUGACCGAGGAACAGAUCGCCCUAGCGUGACGAGACAAAAACGGCUGCGAAGGAGACAAGUUUGCAUGUUACCCGUUUCGUUCCUAAAAAAGUCCAUAACAGGGAACAUUUUGUCCUCUAAGAUCGGUUCCGUACGUGCAGUUUUCUUUUCUUUUCUUUCCAACGUGUAAACGCUCGCCAAGGUACCGAUCUUUAGGUACGUGGGGUCUGGAAAAAUAACAACAACAACAACAACGUGUAAACGGUCUUGCACCUGUUCCCCGGGGAUGUUACGUACCUUGGCUGUGUUUUCUCGGGUGUAAUCUCUGGCAAAACCUGCAGGUGUAAAACCAACCAGUAUUCAUUGAGAACCGGCACUUGUUUCUACCGGAGCCGUUCCGUCUCUUAUGAACCUUUUUUAUUUGCACCAGUUAAGAUCAAAUUGGACGGUGCGUUUAUUGCCAGUUAUGAAUGAGGAAUUACGGUCAUUUCACCCACUUUUUGUUUUACUGGUACUCAGUUCGCGGUGAAAACGUUUUAAAAAGAGGUAUAAACAAACUUUUAUCUGUCCUGGCGACGUCUUUAACUACAGAAGCAGUAGUAAGUUAUGGAGGGGUUGACUAGUUAAGUGAAGUAACAUUUAACAUUCGGGUGUGCUUACCGUUCUUCCUGUACUUAAAAGAGACUUUUAGGUUCUGAGACAAGAGAACGACUGCGAGUAGGAGAUUUUUUCAAUAGAGAGAUUAAGCAUCGCGUUUACGGCAAACAGCAAACGUGAGAUUCAAGUUGAGAAAUUUUCAAAAUGAGAAAUGAGCAGAUAAAAACAGCUUAAAACAAUUCUUAUGGAUAGAAUUGGUGCGAAUCUACCGAUUUUCGUGUAGCUAUAGUUACAGUAAACGACAGGUGAAUGGAAAUCUUGGUCUUGUGGUACAAAUAUUAACAUUUGCCGUUUGCCGUAAACGUGAUGCUAGCCUUUCUAUUACUAAGUAGUUCGCGCGCGUGAACCAGCGUCAUUUUGGCGGGAAACGUGGUAGCCGUCGUCAUUCUACUACGGGGUUUAGCAAAAAUGUCCCAGUGGCGAAAACAAGUUAUCACAAAUGUUAGAAGUUUUAUUAUUAUGCCUUCGGGAGCUUCAAUAAAAACUAAUAAUCGUGCUAACUUUUCCGCUGAAAAAAAGUGCAUUGAAAAAUUUUCUGGGGGGUCGAGUUUACAAUAAUGCACGAAAAAAAUUGAAGUUAAAUCUCGUCCUCGUUCGUAGUCGUCCUCGUCCUUGAACCUAGGCUCGAGGGAGGAGCACGGGCUCAUUUCCCGAACAGCGGUUGGUAAUGGAGCCUUAACCUGAAGCCUCUAUUUAACCUUUUCUCUCCUCCAGUGAGUGAUGGAGUAUUGAAGGAGGUUUUAACUUAUGAGCGUAUAAAUUAAAUACUCCAGUCUGACCAUUCAAAGGAAACAUCAUUUGCACUACUUUCCGCGUGGUUUCUACUUGUUUUGUACGUAUUUCUAACUGACUUUGAAUUUGUGGAAGAAACCCUACGGUUUGACCAUUCAAAUGAAACCACUUUUGCUGUCCUUUAACAUGGUGCUGUUUGUUUUUCCGCAUUUCUAAAACGUGAAAUUUUGACGUUUGUCAAUUUUUGAGUUUGGCCUGUCCUGGGAGUGAAAGUGUUGAACAACAAAAUUAACUGGUUUUGUGUGAAUUGUGUUUUACAGUGUAACUGGUAAGAAACUGAUGGCGAAAUGCCGCAUGUUGAUCCAGGAAAAUCAGGAGCUCGGUCGUCAGUUGUCGCAAGGACGAGUCGCUCAACUGGAAGCUGAACUUGCUCUUCAGAAAAAAUACGGCGAUGAACUGAAAGGGAGUCAAGAUGGUGAGGCUGACAAUACUGCGAAGCUAGCUACUGUUCUAAAUUGAGUUAACAAGAGUGAGAGUGAAUUGCUUUCUGACUGGUACACUUCUAGGGUCUGGGUCAAAGACGUGGCUUUUUAAGUUAAUUCUGUUGUUUUAGGGAGUAACAAGCUCUUACUUAAAUCACGGCUUUGUGACGUGCAUUGUGAAAAAAUCACAAUUACAUGGAAACUCAUGUUAGUUUAACUUCAGGGGCGACAGUUUCAAGUUUACCUGGUUCCGCUCAACUAUGCAUUCGUUUGACUUCUUUGUAUAGCUAUGUUAAAGUCAACUUGUUCCGUGGCCGGUGGGCAAGUGCUGAAUGAACACUCUACUUUAUUUAUGUCUGUCUUGGGUAACUUGCAAUUGCCGACAAAAUUGUUGAGACUAUCCUCAAAUGGGGUACUUCGGAGAGCAAGACAUCUGAACCUCUCCUCUCCCCCCUCCAUUUCAAGUUGUCAGUGGUGUUUGUUGUUUGUUACUGGCAGCUGGUACAGAGGCCUAACAGUGCUUGGAGGGGGUGGGGUAAGGAAAGCUUCAUUUCUCACUUUCCCUUCCCCUUCGAACGCCUGCCACGCUGGCUACUUUUUAAGUGCAAAACGUCACAAAGGGUCUUUAUGGCAAAGUGUUUUAACUAUUGUUUCCCCGAUUGUAGCCUGCAAGCAAGCUCUACGACUGGAAAUCGCGAGAGUUGUGCUUGCUCGCAGACUAGCGGUAACCAAGGUUUUUUUUACAGAUUUGUUGAUGCCUGGGACCUUUUUUUACUCUUCGAGGUGUGAUAUGCAGUUUAUUUUAGUGAGUGAGCAUAUGGAGUUGUUAACACGUGUUUGUAGAGUCUUGAUUGUCCUGAAAAGAGAGGUGUACCGUGGCUUGUUGGAGUGACGCUACUAAUCACAGUUGGGCCGAAGUCGUACCAAUGAUGGUAUGGACAACAAAAUGGUCGCUGGCUAUUCCUUUGGCAUCUACAUGUAUCUGAUAUUGAUUCCUGUGUAAAAUUACUGAAAUUAAAAUUUCUGAUUGUUAAAAUUUAAGUUACUGAUUAUUAUCCCGUUUUAGAGUUGAACGACUUCGUUAUCCAACUAGAUGAGGAAGUUGAAGGCAUGCAGUCAACCAUCUUAACGCUUCAGCAUCAACUCAAAGACUGCAAACAGCAAUUGACUCAAUCACAAGAGAAAUUGCUUAUUUAUGAAGACAAACUAAAGACAAGUGAAGGUUUGCUUGCUGAAAUGCGCCAGCAAAAUUCACCGGUCAGUCUUAAGUCCGAGGAACAAGAGGAGCAUGCGCCAUCGCAAGCGCAAUUGCAGCAAGCGAAAGCGGAAGUAUGGACCAGCGGUGUUGAAUCUGCGACAGGCGGCGAGGAAGGCGAUAAGACAUCCCCCGCCUCGCAAAGCGAAGAGAGCGUUGAGGAAGAAAGGAUACUGCUUAGCGCUCCCGUCCCCGUUCCAGUUACUUGUACUUUUCCCACUAAACCUGUAGCGAGCGCGCCUUCGGCAUUCUCUAUCAGCCAGUUGCUCUCAUCCGACUCGAACCUUGGGAAGGAGAAAAAAGAGAAAAACUCUUUAGAAAACGGCAGUAGUGAACACAAAAUCCCACCGGCGUUAGAACCUUGUGCUGAAAUAACCGAAUCCCCUCUUAUCGCGGCCAUGGGUGUGGUGGAGAGAAUCGGCUGUGAUUCGAACACUUACAAUGGGAAGGUGACGGGUUAA
Molecule: messenger RNA, 4261 nt
Organism: Porites lobata
Lineage: Eukaryota; Metazoa; Cnidaria; Anthozoa; Scleractinia; Poritidae
Source: the annotation of a GenBank genome assembly